This is a messenger RNA of Zasmidium cellare ATCC 36951, 1791 nucleotides long. RefSeq lists its product as uncharacterized. NCBI's taxonomy places the organism in Eukaryota, Fungi, Ascomycota, Dothideomycetes, Mycosphaerellales, Mycosphaerellaceae. The coding region runs from base 1 to 1791 and encodes 596 amino acids. The transcript has a single exon. The record is from RefSeq and is a predicted model, not a curated record. Gene Ontology annotation, molecular function: metal ion binding.
AUGAGCACCGAUCCAUCACGCAACAACAACCACGCCUCGUCUGCAUACGCCGGCCGUCCAACCGCACAAGAUGAUCUGACCUGGCUCGACUUUCUGCGCUCUGCCGGUGGCACCAUCCGCGAUGACCCUCGUCCGCCGCAACUCGAUAGGACCGAUUCUGCCGAGCGCAAGAGGCGACACACCGGCAGCGAGCCUCAGCAACGCACCCAUCCUUACCCGUACCAGACCUACAACCGCCCGUCAGCCAACCCAAGCUCGCAGCUCGGCAAUAGCGUCGAGACCGCCAUCGAUCUGACAAGCCCACAACGUCCUCCUCCGUCACGUCCGACACAUUCACAUCCAACACAUCCACAUGCAGCACGACCAGCACGACCAGCAGUACGACCAUCGAUUACCAGCAUGCAGGCCAGCACCGCGAGCGGCGGCGCUGCCAGAAGAGAGAGCGAUAUUGUUCUGCCCAAGUGGCAGCCAGAUCAUGAUGCUACCGAGUGCCCGGUCUGCCACACCGAGUUCAGCAUAUUCUACCGAAGACAUCAUUGCAGGAAGUGCGGACGUGUGGUGUGUGCCACUUGCUCGCCGCAUAGGAUCACGAUACCGAGACAGUACAUCGUACAGCCGCCGAAUCCAUUCUACGAGGAUGAAGGCAAUCCGUCCUCGCCUGGCGGACUCAACCCAGCACUGGGAGGAGGCGAGGUGGUCCGUGUUUGCAACCCGUGCGUACCAGAUCCGUGGACUCCAGUUGUCAGUGCAGCUCUGAGUGCUCCCUUACCUCCUGCACCCACCAACGCCGCAACGGGUGCAGCCAACAACGAUGCCUUUCCCGGCAGGUGGGACGGUACGAUUCGAGGGCCAGAACAGCAUCGGCCAGUGAGAUAUCUUGAUGGCAGAAUGGAGCGAAGGGACAGAGCUUCAUCGUUCCAAAAUGCUCCGUGGAACAGGCCGAACACGACCUCUGAACUGCCAGGAGUAUCAAGUUCCUCUGGCGGUCCAAGAUUUGGGCCAGGCUUCCCAGAUGCUCCAUCCAACAGGAGACUCUUGAGCGAGGAGCAACAAAGAUUCACAAUCGCUCAACACAACAGACCUGAUAAUUGGUCCACCUACCAACACGCCCCCUGGUACAGAAGAGAUCCUGACACUGGAAGAUCAGAAAUGGGAGACUUUCACGAUCAAAUUGAUCCUCGUGUUCGACAUCGAUACUCCCAAAGCCGUGUCAGCGGUUCAAGCGUUCCCACGCCGCCAAACCGGCCACCACCUUCACUGCCCAAUCGGCCACCACCGCCACCGCCAGGCCAAGCCGCGCCUCCAACUCGUGCACCGCCUGCUGUACCUCAGGACAGGCCUCGACGAGAAGUCAAGGAGGAAGACGAAUGCCCGGUUUGCGGUACGGAGAUGCCACCCGGCGAGGCUGUCCGUGAAGCGCACAUCCAGGACUGUAUUGCAUCCCGCUUCUCAUCGACACCAAGCCAACAAGCCCGCUCUGCUCCUCCCGCCGCAGACGCCAUCGCAUCAGCACCACCGGCACGGGAGACAGCCUCCAACACGCCGGAAGGAUCUCGUCCGAGGGCGACUAGUUACCGCCCGCGCGGCAUGGCGCUGUACAGAGCAACCGAGAAGGACUGCACGACCGAAGACGGCGAGCCACAAGAGUGCGUCAUUUGCUUCGAAGAGUUUGAAGAGGGAGACGAGAUGGGCAGAAUGGAGUGUCUGUGCAAGUUCCACCGCGCAUGCAUUCGGCAGUGGUGGGAGACGAAAGGACAGGGCAGCUGUCCAACGCAUCAGCUCCAUGAUUGA